AUGGCGAUGGAGGCGCGCCGGCGGGUGCAGGACCCGGUGUACGGCUGCGCCGGGAUCGUGGACCGCCUCCUGGGAGAGAUCAGAGCGGCGCAGUGCGAGCUGACCAGGACGCAGGCCCAGAUCGCCGUGCACGCCGCGGCAGCUCGCGCGCCGCACCCGGCGUCGGCGGUGGACGCGCUGGCGGCGGCACAGCACGCGCCGGCGGCCCCUCUGCAGCAGCAAGACGACGACGACGAUGCGCGGGAGCCGUUCCAAGGAUUGGAUGCCCUGCUCAUCGAUGAUUAUCGCUGGGAUGCUUUAACUCGCUUGCUUUGA
Messenger RNA from Miscanthus lutarioriparius, 315 nucleotides. Lineage: Eukaryota; Viridiplantae; Streptophyta; Magnoliopsida; Poales; Poaceae. The record is from the annotation of a GenBank genome assembly.